This is a messenger RNA of Talaromyces proteolyticus, 3071 nucleotides long. RefSeq lists its product as uncharacterized. Bases 282 to 2897 code for a protein of 871 amino acids. The transcript has 5 exons. Lineage: Eukaryota; Fungi; Ascomycota; Eurotiomycetes; Eurotiales; Trichocomaceae. The record is from RefSeq and is a predicted model, not a curated record. Gene Ontology annotation, cellular component: fungal-type vacuole membrane.
GUUAUAUAUGUUACUUUGUAUCAAUGAUGAUGCAUGGCCUAAGAGGACAGUCACUAUUUCCUCUGCGGAGGUCACAUGAUACGACUUUCGGCGGGGCUCGGGCAGUGACGUUCUGAAACGGAAAUAUGGCAUGCGCGACACAAUCAAUAAGAUCCCACCAGAUAGCCACUCAACGCUGGCUUUCGUAUCGCAUGCUCUGCAUCUCCGCCUAUGUAGGCCAAACCUUUGAGUUUCUGAUCUGGCGAGGGCCUGUUCCAUGACAUCAAUAUAUAUUGCUCACAAUGACGAGCGACUCCACCGCAAUGUCCCCAGGCCGGCUCUCGAGCGAUUCACAAGACAUCAGUCCGCACAAUAACAAACAUAUACAUCGAUCCACAUCACCAUUCUUCGAUCCGAACUCCGAAUCAGCUCCUCUCCUUCAAGGCGGAGAUGCACAAGGGCCUUCUUAUGGAACCCAAAGUCGCAGCCGGCCUUCGUCGCUCGCUUUACGUUCCUCCCAUGAGUUCGCACCGGCGGCGAACGACCAAAAAAACAAGCGUCGCUGGCCUAUUAUCGUCGCACUUUCGUCUCUCACGGUCGCGGUUCUCCUCACAUUGAUAUUUGGCUUUGCGGCUCCAGCUGCCGUCAAAUCAUACGCACAACAAGCUGUCGUCUUCACUCCACAAAGGUUAUCAGUUGAUUCUGCAACAUCUUCGGGCGUAUCCUUGAGGGUACAGGGAAAUGUCACUCUAGACGGUCAACGUGUUAAUCAGAAGCCUGUACGCGAUAUAGGUCGAUUUGCCACUUGGAUUGCAAAAGAGGUCGAGCUUGGUGAAUCGAAAGUGAAUGUCUACUUACCAGAAUACGACAAUGUGCUCGUCGGUACUGCAUCCUUACCAGCCGUUAACUUGAAUAUUAGAGAAGGACAUAUCAAUCACAUCGAUAUAAUAACUGACCUGGCGUCGGGCGAUGUGGCUGGUAUCCGUCAAGUUGCCGACGAUUGGAUGAACGGGCGACUAGGCCAACUACGCAUAAAAAGUGCUGCCAACGUUCCUAUCAAGUCAGGGAUUAUAAACAUCGGCAAGCAGGUCAUCUCUACCGAUUUGCAACUUGAUAACGUUCCUGCUUUACCAUCGAUCAGUGUGCUUAAACUGAAUAUUCAUGAAAACCCGUUGACACCCCAGGAUCCUAGUGUUGCUGUCGAAGUCUCUGUGGGAAUUUCAAAUGACUAUGCUCUCUCGAUAGCUAUUCCACCUUUAGGCUUCGAUAUUCUCGUUCCAAAUUGUCAACCCUUUGACCCUUAUAUACUGGUAGCGAAUGCGACUACGAAUACUGUCGAUGUUCAACCAGCCGCCCCUGCUAUUGUCGAUGUUAGCGGGAUCAUACAGCAACUUCCUUCGGAAUUGACGAAAGCAUGUCCAGGCAAGAAGGACUCACCUCUAGACCAGAUUAUCUCCGGAUAUAUGAAAGGACAUCAAACAACAAUAUAUGUCCGUGGCGCAGACUCGCCAUCACAUAAAACCCCGUUGUGGAUGGUUAAUUUGUUGAAAAGCGUCACUAUCCCGGUCCCUGUGACCGGCCACGACUUUGGUCAAAUGAUCAAAAAUUUCUCAAUGACAGACGUUCAUUUCUCUAUGCCCGACCCCUUUGCUGAACCCAACUCCCCGGAUUCACAACCUAAAGUGUCAGCGGUCGUUCAAGUCGUGGUAGAUUUACCCCAAGAGAUGAAUUUUGAUGUGGAUAUCCCUCGAGUCCGAGCAAAUGUCGAUGUCUUUUAUCAUGGUAACAAAUUUGGCUUCCUUGACUUGAGAAAGUGGCAGCAUGCCAAUGCCACUCGCACCAAUGGCACGGAUAGUGAGGACCCGCUGCUGUUCGUAACAUUUGGGAUAAAAGACGGUCCUCUUCAGGUCACGGAUAGUGACAUAUUCUCUGAAAUUGUUCAGUCGUUGCUAUUCGGAGAUAAAUCGGUUGUUUUGGACUUGGAAGCGCUUGUAGAUGGAAAAUUAGUGACUACAUUGGGCCAGUUUACCAUACAUGACAUCCCAGCUCAGGGAAGCAUCAAAGUCAAUCCGCCAUUCGGGAGCUCUGUUGGAGGUUUAAUAAACCCUAAAGUGGAGUCACUGGAUAUAGUGCAUACAACACAAUCGACUGUCUUAGUUCAGGCCACUGUUAACUUCACUAACCCUACUCCAUAUUCAGCCUCCAUACCUUUUAUCGAUUGUUUGCUACUCUCUAACGGGACUGCCAUUGCGCAUAUUACGGGCCAUGCAAUGUCUAUCGUUCCAGGAAACAAUACUGGUGUUUCUAUUGAUGUACUAUGGAGUCCGUUGGCCUCUAGCGGUGAUGCAGGGGUGAUUGCAGGCCGUAAAUUCUUAUCAAAUUACAUUUCAGGGUUGAAUACUACUUUGACCUUACAAAGUCACAAAGGCUCUAUUCCUAGCCAGCCUGGCAUCGGACAGGCGCUUUCAAAUAUCAAGAUUGAUUUCCCAGUCCCAAAACUGGAGGCCCCUGAUGAUAGCGACGACGACUCAGAUGGGGAUAGCAAUGGCAAUCCGCAUUUCAUCAAGGACGCAACGCUGCACGUGUGGUCUUCCACUUCUGUUUUUACAUUGUCGUCUCCUCUCCACAAGUCGACAUUCUAUAUCAACAGUAUUAAUGCGACUGCGUUUUACAAUCAUACCGAGCCUGUUGGGAGAAUUGACUACGGCCUCCCCUUUGCCGUGCCUCCUAGGAUCUCACAAACUCCCAGACUUCCUGUUGAGUUGUAUUUGAAUGGCGUUGGUUACGAAGCUGUAAAGAGAGCUUUUGGUGGUACAUUACGCAUGGAUGCGAGGGCUGAGGUUGGCGUUACGCUCGGCGAAUAUUCAACAACCGUAUUUUACCAGGGUAAGGGCAUUGGCGCAAAGAUUCGGAUCUAGGGUAUUUUCUUGCUUCAAGCCAUGAACAGCAAUAGGGCAUAUUUGACAAUUUUGAAAGGCGUUUUAUGAGCGGGCGUUCAAUAACAUUUUUGCUUGUUACGCAUAGAACAUUUACGUUUCAAAGACUACGUGUUUGUCGAUGAGGAAUAGUUACAUCUGAAAUGCUAUAUUAGA